Molecule: messenger RNA, 836 nt
Organism: Porites evermanni
Lineage: Eukaryota; Metazoa; Cnidaria; Anthozoa; Scleractinia; Poritidae
Source: the annotation of a GenBank genome assembly
GCUUCCGCGCCUGUGUUUAGCUCCAGCUCUUACAGCGGCACUGUCAACGAAAACGUACCCACAGGCACCACAGUCAGCGGCGUUACUCUUUCGGCAACUGACAGCGAUGGAGAUAGCAUCACCUACUCUAUAAUCAGUUCAGCAGGGCCGUUUAAACUGAGUGGGGCUGGAACAUCUGUGCUAACUAAUGGACUGGCAAUUGACUUUGAGACACAGGACUCCUAUUCGUUGACGGUUCAAGCUGAGGCUGCAGGUGAUUAUGGAAUAAAUAACGUCAUUUUGAAAUGAUUCGGUUUGAUUUGCUGGCGUAUUUUACUCCAGCCCUUCAUCCCCGAAGUUGCAUACAAGACAAGUCGUUCAUUUAUAUGAAGAAUUCAGAAUACAGUUGUUUUGAUUUCGCAUAUAGCUUACUGAGCUUUAUGGAACAAAAAGCUUGCAUUAUUCCUAACGCCCACAAAAUGUCUUUUUAUUUGGUUUUUCUCUUUCUGUGUAGAUUAUUUUUUUUGUACGUCUUAUUUUUCUCUUCUAAUUUGUAAUUUGAAGAGGCUGCCGUUCGAUUUAACUCACUACUGCGCAGUCGCCGAAAUUCAAAAUCUCCUUUUAUAGACGUGCUUUAUAGAAAAGUUAUAAAAUCAAAAAUAUGUUUUACUUAGUAAAAUGGUUUUUUCCUUGUUUCUUCAAUAAUUAAAAAACAUCUGUGUUGCAGUAUAGUCCCCCUGGAUCUGCUACUAAUCAUUUAAACAAGGCCUUUGUUUUUUUUUUAAGGUGAAACAGCAAAUGCGAGCGUAACUAUCACGGUUGUCAAUGUGAAUGAAGCUCCAAGCUUCACGCUAUCC